UAGCUUAAGUAGUCCAUGCCCAGGGUGAAUCACAGCUCCGUGGCCGUAACUGUAGAUGUAGAAGGCUAUGGAUUUGACCCUUUGCAUCAUGCUUUGCAUGCUCAUUGUUUGAUGGUGUAACGAUCGAGUGAAGAAAUUAAAAAUGAAAAAUAUUCUUCAGUUAACUUUAGCUAUUCUUAAACCCGAUGUCGUGAAAGUUCCCUUUGUCGUACAGGAAAUUCGUCACACGAUAUUAACAGCUGGAUUCUAUGUGGUUCAGAGUCGUAGUGUUAAUUUGUCUCAUCAGGAAGUUGAGCAUUUUUAUUCGGAACAUGCUGGAAGAUUUUUUCAUCAAAGACUAGUUACCUUCAUGAAAAGUGGACCCAUUCAUGUACAUAUUUUAGCUCACCCUGAAGCCAUUCAAUUAUGGCGUCAGACAAUGGGCCCCACAAAAUCUUUCAUAACUCAGUUUGAAGCUCCUGAAACCAUUAGAGGAUCUUUUGGUCUUACUGAUACCAGAAAUUGCACUCAUGGAUCUGAUUCCCUAGCUUCAGCAUUGAAAGAAAUAACAUUUUUCUUUCCCAAAUUCAACUAUGAAGAAUGGUCAGAGAAACAUGAACCAUUGCUUAGAAGAGGGGAAUGUAUUAUUGACAACUCUACAUUCACCCAUAAAAUUAAAUAAGAUAGUACUGCUGGUACUACAUCAAAAAGUUGUCAAACUGUAAGUUACAAAGUGAAAGUUGCAAUACAAUAAAUAUAAAUUAUA
Molecule: messenger RNA, 745 nt
Organism: Daphnia pulicaria
Lineage: Eukaryota; Metazoa; Arthropoda; Branchiopoda; Diplostraca; Daphniidae
Gene: nmdyn-D6
Product: nucleoside diphosphate kinase 6-like
Exons: 4
Coding region: 143-661 (172 amino acids)
Biological process (GO): CTP biosynthetic process; UTP biosynthetic process; GTP biosynthetic process
Molecular function (GO): nucleoside diphosphate kinase activity
Source: RefSeq, a predicted model, not a curated record